Dunckerocampus dactyliophorus (ringed pipefish) is the source of this 4632-nucleotide messenger RNA. It is a transcript of the gene slco3a1a, whose product is annotated as solute carrier organic anion transporter family member 3A1a. Gene Ontology annotation, molecular function: protein binding. Gene Ontology annotation, cellular component: membrane. Lineage: Eukaryota; Metazoa; Chordata; Actinopteri; Syngnathiformes; Syngnathidae. Gene Ontology annotation, biological process: sodium-independent organic anion transport; prostaglandin transport; transmembrane transport. The transcript has 10 exons. The record is from RefSeq and is a predicted model, not a curated record. Bases 483 to 2579 code for a protein of 698 amino acids.
AAACCAUGUCCUUACUUUGUCUCUGGGACCCCCAACAUUGAGCUCCCGCUUCCCCGCGCCUCAGGACCCACGCAUGAGCGUCCAAGGGGGCGGAGAGACAUCAGAGUCCAAGAGGAGGCAAGCUAGUCAAACAGAGGAGUUGACACCGAGAGCUGAGCCUCCACGGCGGAGGACACUUCCCUCACUGCGGCGCUGUACGCGCCUCCUGGGGAUUCUUUACGCACUCAUGGUCGUCUUGUGGCAACCUCCGGGAGCUCAAGCGCGGUGACGACGACGACGUGGAGGAAGAGGAAGAGGAAGAAGAAGAAGAACGAUGUUUAGGUGCAGUCGCAGAGGAGUUCGGACUUAGCUUCCUCAAGUGACUUUGGAGCGAUACAAGCCAAGGGAGUUUCGGAUGUAAUAGCCUUGAACGAGUUACUUUUGGCCGGCUACCUCUCCCUUGUGUUCCUCGCUCUGCUGAGCCGGAGGAAGGUGAGGUGGGCAUGCAGGUGAAGAAGCACCGGGAAGUGUCGCACCGGAGCGGCGGGGACAUCCUGGAAGUGGACGUCCCCCAUAAAAAGACCUCCUGCUUCUCGAAUAUCAAGAUAUUCCUAAUUUCGGAAUGUGCGCUCAUGUUGGCACAAGGCACCGUGGGAGCAUACCUGGUGAGUGUGCUCACCACCCUGGAGCGUCGCUUCAACCUGCAAAGUGCCGACGUCGGCGUGAUCGCCAGCAGUUUCGAAAUCGGCAACCUAGCACUCAUCCUGUUUGUCAGCUACUUUGGGGCCAAAGCUCACCGGCCCCGUCUUAUCGGCUGUGGGGGCAUCGUCAUGGCACUGGGUGCCCUCCUCUCUGCACUCCCCGAGUUUCUCACAAACCCGUACGAGAUAGGGGACACGCGACGGACUAAUGUGGGGCGGGACAUGUGCUCCAACAGGAGCCAGGAUGCCCAGUUGGCGGAGAAGGACACUGCGUGCGCCAACAGGGCCAACACCAACAUGAUGUACCUGCUGCUGAUCGGGGCUCAGGUGUUGCUGGGCAUCGGAGCCACGCCUGUGCAGCCCCUGGGGGUGUCUUACAUUGAUGAUCAUGUCAAGAAGAAAGACUCUUCUCUCUACAUAGGAAUCCUCUUUUCCACUCUGGUGUUCGGGCCUGCCUGUGGCUUCAUCCUGGGCUCCGUCUGCACUAAAUAUUAUGUGGACGCCAUCUUCAUUGACGACAGUAAGCUCGACAUCACUCCAGAGGACCCGCGAUGGAUAGGGGCCUGGUGGGCGGGCUUCCUUCUGUGUGGUGCCUUACUCUUUAGCUCUGCCCUCCUGAUGUUCGGUUUCCCUCAGUCCCUGCCCACCAAGGAGAGAGAGGAGGGGCCGGACAGUGAGCAGGCCAUGCUUCCUGCUGCUGCUCCUUUGAGUCCAGACUAUGAGGCUCCAAAGACAAGCAACGGUGCUGUGAGCAACCACGAGCGGCCCAACAGCCCCACCUGCUGUCAGCAACUCAGGGUGAUCCCCAAGGUAACCAAACACCUGCUGUCAAACCCCGUGUUCACCUGCAUCAUCCUGGCAGCCUGCAUGGAGAUCGCCGUCGUGGCCGGUUUUGCCGCCUUUUUGGGCAAAUACCUCGAGCAGCAGUUCAACCUCACCACCACCUCGGCAAACCAGCUAUUAGGCAUGACUGCCAUUCCGUGCGCAUGUCUGGGAAUCUUCAUGGGCGGUUUGCUGGUGAAGAAGCUCAACUUGUCAGCGCUUGGAGCCAUACGUAUGGCCAUGCUGGUCAACCUGAUCUCCACCGCAUGCUACGUCUCCUUCCUGUUCUUGGGCUGCAACACAGGCUCUGUCGCAGGGGUGACCGUCACGUACAGCAACAGUACUCUGCAGGUGGGCAACAAACCAGAACCUCCGUGCAUCAAUCACUGCAACUGCUUCACCUCCUCCAUCAGCCCCGUGUGCGGCGCCAACGGCGUCACCUACCUGUCAGGCUGCUUUGCCGGCUGCACCCACAUUCUCGCUCAGAACCUGAGUGGAUGUGCUUGUAUAUCUGCUGACAGCGAAUUCGCCACAGCUGUUCCAGGAAAAUGCCCGACCGACGGCUGCCAGGAGGCCUUUCUCAUCUUCCUGUGCAUCAUCUGCUUGUGCAGCCUGGUGGGGGCCAUGGCCCAGACGCCCUCUGUGAUUGUCCUCAUCAGGACCGUCACCCCAGAACUGAAGUCGUAUGCCCUUGGAGUGUUGUUUCUCUUGCUGCGACUCUUUGGGUUCAUCCCGCCUCCGCUCAUCUUCGGCGCCGGGAUCGACUCCACCUGCCUUUUCUGGAGCUCAGAUUGCGGCGACAAAGGUGCCUGCCUGUUGUACGACAACCUGGCCUACAGAUGGCUGUACGUAAGCUUGGCCAUCAUCCUGAAGGCCGUGGCCUUCCUCCUGUACGGCACCACGUGGUACUGCCUACGCCGCAACUACAACACCUACAUCAAAAGUCACGAGGCCCAGAUGUCGCCCAGCGAGUUCUACCCCUCACUCUCGGACGGACCCAAACUAGUGGACAGGACAAAGUUCAUCUAUAGCCUAGAGGACCACGAAUUAUGUGAAAACAUGGAAUCGGUUUUGUAGGCCGUAAAGCAACAUGGACGACGUGGACUAUUCAUGUUUUCAUUGAAAGUAUGUAACGACAGAAACCGCUGCUCUACUGUCCUCAAUACAAGGGUCCACUUUAGGUGUGUGAUGGUGCUGGUGGUAGAAUUGAUGAGCUUGUUGUGUUGUUGCUAGGCAGACAAAGACAACAAAUUGUAGCUUAGCUUGUUGACUGGAGUGGUGUUACUACUACUAGUUGCCAUAUUCUUGUAGCUCUGUAAUGGCUGCAGGUGUGCAUGAGAGAAAAUGACAGUGUCAUCUGUCUUACCAAGGAGAACUAGGGCCACGCCCAACAGAAAAAUUACCACUACGUAUAUAGAGUCCUAGAUUGACUGGUGACCAGUCCAGGGUGUACCCCGCCUCUCGCCCAGAGUCAGCUGGGAUAGGCUCCAGCAUACCCCUGCGACCCUAAUUAGGAUAAGCGGCGUAGAAAAUGGAUGGAUGGAUGGAAGAAUGACAAUAAAAAUUUAAUUAUGAGAAGAAAGUUGGAAUAUUACAAGAAUUAAAUUUUUUUAUUGAACACAUAGAAUACAUUCUAAAAUGUUGUUUUUACGAGAAUAAAGUUGAAAUUUUACAAAAAAAUAAAAGAAUAUACCAAAAAAAUUAAUGUAUGUGUGGAAUUUUUUCUCCCAAACAAUGCAACGUCUUUCCCCCCCCCACAUAACUUUACGUAUAACUUACGUAUACUUAAUUCUUGUAACGUAGCAAAAUAUAUUUCUAUUGACUUCUUAAAUCAUAUCACAUAGUUUAUGUAACAUCUCAACAUUUUUUGUAGUAAUUCAACUUUAUUCUUGUCACGUUACCACUUUCUUCCUGUAACUUUCUCCAAAAAUACAAUAUGAUUUUUAUUCUCAAUUUUAUACCCAUACAUUUAUGUUGGAAUAUUACAAGAAUACAUUCUUAAUUUCACAAAAACAUAUUUGUAUGAGAAAAAAUGUAUUUACCAGAAUAAAUGUAGGCGUGGAAUUAUUUUUCUCCAAAAACGGCAACUUUUUCAUGUAACUAUGUAAUAUUUAUAAUUUAUUCUGAUAAAUAUUUUUUAAAGUGACUUUUAAAAUAAUACUUUUACGCAACAUGGCAUUUUUUUGUAGUAUUACAACUUUAUUUUUGUCACUUUACCACUAGAUUUCUGAAACUCUCUCCAAUAAUACAAUGAUUUUAUGCUCAUAAAUUUACGACUUUCAUUCAUGACAUUACAACUUUUUUCUCAUAACAUCACAAAUGUAUUCUGAAUUUUUGUGUGUACGUGUGGCCCUUGGACUCCUUGGUACCGUGUGUGUUCAGUGAGAUGUUUUCUGUAUUUAAAAGUUUGGGGUGGUUCUUCAUUAGCACAGAAGUUGCCAAGAGUUUACCGUCAUUUGAUGAGAGAGCAGAUCACCCUGACUUUACUACUCUAGUGGCCUCUUAGAUGUUUUUCAAAUGAAACCAAACUGAUCGUGCUCAGUUUAGCUUCUCAUGCUGGAUCACACACACACACACACACUGUCGUCCAUACUGUUUAGAGACAAAUGUGCAAUGAUAUGUGUGAUACAUCGUACUAGUGAGUGUGUCUUUGUUUCACAGUUCAUUCAGCAGCCUAAUUUGUCUGAAUAAGGGAUUCUACAAAUAAGAUGUGUAUUUCCUUUGGACUCCUGCUCAGAGACAGUGCAGGAGAAGAAAAAGAGAUUAGGAGUAUUACAUUUGUUAUUUUGGAGGCCCAGAAUGCUUUAUUAUAUUGAUGUCAAUGACUAUAUUCUACACUUCCUGUAUCUAUAUGAUGUCACAAGAGAUGAUUUGCAGUGAAAGUAGCAGAAACACAACAUGUCUUCUGACUAGAUCUGUGGUAGCUGCAGAGACAACAGGACUAAGAGCGUGUGUGCGCGCGUGUGUGUGUGUAUGUGUAGUCGAAACACGUUUAUUCCUGGUGUGUGUGGAAAAUGUCAAUUUACGAUGCUACUGAUCUCUGCAGUUCUAGUUUUGACCUUGUUCUCUUUUCUUACUCUUUUUGUAUGGCAUUUAUUUUACUCUGGAAAUAAAUACUUUUUUAAUAACA